Symbiodinium sp. CCMP2456 is the source of this 381-nucleotide messenger RNA. The record is from the annotation of a GenBank genome assembly. NCBI's taxonomy places the organism in Eukaryota, Dinophyceae, Suessiales, Symbiodiniaceae.
AUGGCCGUGAUGCAGGACAACAUGCGGGCAAUGGCCGAGAGGGACUCACAGCUGAAUCAGCUGGAGGCAAGGACCAAUGACUUGCAAGGGGCUUCGAAAGCCUUCAGCUCUGGAGCGAAGCGCCUUCAGAGGCACUACCAGUGGCAAAGGUACAAGUUCUAUUUUGCAAUCGGGGCCGUCGUGGUGCUGGUGGUGGCACUCAUCUUGUUGCCCUCCCAGUACAAAGUGCCCAGAACCCGAAUGCUGUGUGUGUGUGUGUGUGUUGUGUGUGUGUCGUGUUCGCAUGCAUGUGUUGCGUGUUUGUUGCGAAGAGGAGUUUGUGACGAUUUGGUACUGAGUUGUUCAACUCGUUGCCAGAGGAAGGUAUCCAGCAGGCGGUAG